Messenger RNA from Setaria italica (foxtail millet), 739 nucleotides. Its product is annotated as TRAF-type zinc finger domain-containing protein 1. Lineage: Eukaryota; Viridiplantae; Streptophyta; Magnoliopsida; Poales; Poaceae. The record is from RefSeq and is a predicted model, not a curated record. The coding region runs from base 152 to 739 and encodes 195 amino acids. The transcript has 6 exons.
CUCCUCCAGCGGGUCCAGCCUCUCUUCCCGUGUUCCCCUCCUCUCUUCCGCCCCUCUUCGCCCACCAGAUUGGCUCGGCUCGGCUCCGCCCGCCUCGGCCGGUCAGACUUGGAUCUCGGCGGCGCUUGAUUCGUCUGCACUUAGCCGAGCCAUGGCGGCCGCGGACUCCGACCCCACCGUCACCGCCUCCACCUGCGCGAACUGUCAGCGGGAAAUUCCAUCUUCAAAUAUUGCACUGCACAGCGUGCAUUGUGCUCGGAACCUUCAGAAGUGCGAGCAUUGCGGAGAUAUGGUUCCAAGAAAGCUUAUGGAUGAACACUACAAUGAGAACCAUGCUCCAAUGAAUUGCUCACUUUGCAAAUGCACAGUAGAGCGUGGGCUAUGGGAUCUUCAUACAGGCAUACAAUGCCCGCAAAGGAUGCUCGCGUGCCAGUACUGUGAGUUUGAACUGCCUGUGAUUGAUCUUCUUGAGCAUCAGGAUGUAUGUGGGAAUCGAACAGAAUAUUGUGAAACUUGCAGGAAGUACAUCAGACUUCGUGAAUGGAUUGGACAUGAACUCCAGUUCCAUACGGGAUCAAAUUCAAGUGACGGAGCUUCGGCAGCAGCAGAGCCAAAGCCAGCGCGACCAGCUGCUCAUGGUUCACAUCGCAAACAACUGCUCUUGACAAUAGCAAUAGCUGGAUUUGCAGUUUUGAUUGGAUCAAUACUGUACCAAAGGAAGGACAGCUUUGCCGCUUAA